Molecule: messenger RNA, 1116 nt
Organism: Physcomitrium patens
Lineage: Eukaryota; Viridiplantae; Streptophyta; Bryopsida; Funariales; Funariaceae
Source: RefSeq, a predicted model, not a curated record
UCUUGCUCUCUGUAACCCAAUUCGCAAUCGUUUCAGUAGCGCACAUCCGAGCCUCUGUGUGAUUUUUUUAGUGUGUAUUUGUUGGACCUACAGACUUCUGCUUUUUUGCGUUGUAUCUAGACGGUUUUCGGACUCGUUGACAUGGCUUCCAUGAGUGCAGUGGCGUCCGUUGCAGCUGUGCCUACUGGUUUGAGGAGUGAGCUUAGAAGCUCCGCGAGGAGCCGGGGUGCUGCCUCUCAUGUGAUGGCCGGUGCUACGUCGUCCCGGCGAUCGGUGGUUGUGCAGGCCUCCAGCUCGGAGCAGGAGAGUCAAGCGUGGAACGUCGCCAAGAGCGCGGCUGCCGCUGCCGCGGUUUCGCUGAUGCUGAGCGCUUCCCCAGUAGAAGCCAAGGAGGACAAUGCAUUCCUGAGCUUCCCAGACAACGAAGCUGGAGAGGCCUCGCAACGAAUUCUGGGAGAUGCGAAGAGGAAGGGCGACGAGUCAUUCGCCGAAGCCCAGAAGACCGGGAUGGAGAUCACAGGCCAGGCUGCCAGCGCCGGAGAAGCCCAACCCGCCAUCAGCCAAGUGGACCCUAACGCACCAGAAGCCUCCGACAAGAUUGGUGACGCCAUCGCCGCGAGGGCCGACGCCGCUGCGGACUUGGCGCCCGGAACCGGGCAGCAGAACGGGAAGAAGGGGGUGAACCCGAUCGCCAAGGCUUUUGCCACCCCGACCCGGGGCCUGGGAGACAAGGCGAGCGAGAACGAGGGGCGCCUGAGCAGGAACAAGGAGAAGCAGAACAAUUUGCCCGGUGACGAGCAGACGUACAGGCAGAACACGGGCAUUUCGGAGAGCAUCUACAACACGUUCAAGGCUGCGGGCGAGGGCAGGGAUGCCAACGUGGGCAUGAAGCCGCAGUAAGCGGGUGCAUGUAGGGGCGCUGCAGGGCGCUGCGGGUGUACAAUGUGUGUAUAUUGCGGACCGUGUGACGCAGUGUGUAGUAGAGUAGUGGCAAUUGAGGUGCGCAAGCUGUGGGUAGUUUCGGAUGCGCUUUACAAUGACCUGUAACGUUGAUGAUGAGAAUAACACAAGAGCAUGGGCAUGAGUCGGAAAUUGUGGCUCAUUGGAUUUAUUGCA